AUGAAAACCGCUGUGAUACCCGCCCGACCCGGAGGCCCCUUCGUGCUCCGGUCGACUGAUUUCAUCUCCCCCGUCGUGGAUGACCCGUACAUGAUGGGAAGAAUUGCCUGUGCCAAUGUCCUGAGUUACCUGUACUCCAUGGGAGUGACCCAGUGCGACCACAUGAUGAUGCUGCUAGGCCUCAGCGACAGGAUGACACGGGAGGAGUCUGACAGAGUGGUGCCACUGAUCGUUCAGGGAUUCCAGGACACGUCCAAGGAGGCGGGCACGUCUGUCACAGGACCAGAAAACCUGCUGAAGCCCUGGGUGGUGGUCGGAGGAGUCGCCACCACGGUCUGCCUGCCCAGCGAAUACAUCAUGCUGGACAACGCAGUCGCAGGAGACGUGCUGGUGUUGACCAAGCCCCUUGGAACCGAAGUGGCCGUUGCAGUUCAUCAGUGGUUAGAUAUCACACUAAUUAUUCUGAUUGAAAUCACUCAGCCUGAGAAGUGGAACAAAGUGAAGCAGGUGGUGACUCGGGAAGAUGUAGAACUGUCCUAUCACGGAGCGGUGAUGAGCAUGGCUGAGCUCAACAGGACAGCGGCGAGUCUCAUGCACCCCUUCGAAGCCCACGCAGCCAUCCCGGUCUCCGGGUCGGGGAUCCUGGAGUGCGCUCAGACGCUGGCACAACAACAACGAGGUGAAGUGUCGUUUGUCAUCUACAACUUCCCAGUGCUCGCCAAGAUGGCUGCUGUGUCCGCGGCCUGUGGGAACAUGUUCGGUCUCAUGCAGGGCACCAGCCCGGAAACAUCAGGAGGCCUGUUGAUCUGCAUGCCGAGGAAGAUGGCCGCUUGCUUCCUUGCCGAGUUCAAAUCCCCGAGGGACGGAGUGGGCCACAGAGCGUGGAUCAUCGGGACGGUGCAGAGAGGAAACCGCACCGCUCGGCUCGUUGGGAAACCUCGGAUCAUAGAGGUGUCACCAGAAUGA
This is a messenger RNA of Limanda limanda (common dab), 966 nucleotides long. Its product is annotated as selenide, water dikinase 1-like. The record is from RefSeq and is a predicted model, not a curated record. The transcript is spliced from 7 exons. NCBI's taxonomy places the organism in Eukaryota, Metazoa, Chordata, Actinopteri, Pleuronectiformes, Pleuronectidae. Gene Ontology annotation, molecular function: selenide, water dikinase activity; ATP binding. Bases 1 to 966 code for a protein of 321 amino acids. Gene Ontology annotation, biological process: L-selenocysteine biosynthetic process. Gene Ontology annotation, cellular component: cytoplasm.